CCGCCUUCUCUUCCCUCCCGCACCCCCGUCCCGCGCGGGGCCGACUCGUCCCCGGAGCGGCCUUCCGCUGUCUCCGGCCGCGACCAGGUCUAAGAUGCACACUUAAUCCUAGAAAAGAAUCAAAUAUUUGUGGCAUGGAUGAAGAAGAAAGUGCUUUUGUCAGGGUAAUUAAUCCAAGGGGCACGUAAGAAGUUCCCUUCUGGGGUUGGAGUGACAGAAGAUAUCGAGACACAGUUGGUAAAAUUGAACAAUGUUGGUAAUACAGAUGGUGUACUUAAAUUGAACAAUUUAAGGGUUUCUAUGCAGCUUGAGUCUUUUCAUUGGGAAUGGUUGGAAGUUCUUUUAUUUCAUUAAUGGUACAUUUCCUUCCCCUUAGAGUUAUACUUAGUUUUCCUGGAAUUUUGGAGUAAAAAGAUCUUUUCAUUCAACAAUGGCGGGAAAAUCAUCACUUUUUAAAGUAAUUCUCCUUGGAGAUGGUGGCGUUGGGAAGAGCUCUCUUAUGAAUAGAUAUGUCACUAACAAAUUUGAGAGCCACUUAUUCCACACAAUAGGUGUGGAAUUUUUAAAUAAAGACUUGGAAGUGGAUGGACACUUUGUUACUAUGCAGAUCUGGGACACAGCAGGUCAAGAACGCUUUAGAAGCCUGCGAACACCAUUUUACAGAGGUUCUGACUGUUGCCUUCUUACUUUCAGUGUAGAUGACUCUCAAAGUUUCCAGAACUUGGCCAACUGGAAGAAAGAAUUCAUUUAUUAUGCAGAUGUCAAAGAGCCUGAAAGCUUUCCUUUUGUGAUUUUGGGUAACAAGAUUGACAUAAGUGAAAGACAAGUUUCUACAGAAGAAGCCCAGGCCUGGUGCAGAGACAACGGCAACUAUCCUUACUUUGAAACAAGUGCAAAAGAUGCCACAAAUGUUGCAGCAGCUUUUGAGGAAGCUGUUAGAAGAAUUCUUGCUACUGAGGAUAGGUCGGAUCACUUUAUUCAGACGGAUACUGUCAAUCUUCACCGAAAGCCUAAGCCCAGUUCAUCUUGUUGUUGACUAUUAAAAAGCUUCGCCAAUACAGCUCUAACCAACUCUUUUACAAAAUGGGGCAGGGGAAAUGGGAGGAAGAGGUUGAUAAAAUAAAGGGUCCAGCAAGUCCAGUUCUAAUAAUAAGAUUUAAACUAAUCUCUACUGCUGCUUCAUUAGAAGGUGGAAGGGAAAUAGCCAUUCAUUGAGUAACCUUUUACCAAAGGCAUGUAACAUUUAUAAAGGUGUCUCUAAUAACAAAUGGUUACUUAAAUUUUAAUGUGUACUCACAGAGCUAAUAAUAAAUCAAAUGAAUAAUUAAAAUGAAAACUUGAAUUUCUAAAAGCA
Messenger RNA from Vombatus ursinus (common wombat), 1354 nucleotides. It is a transcript of the gene RAB9A, whose product is annotated as RAB9A, member RAS oncogene family. Bases 431 to 1036 code for a protein of 201 amino acids. The record is from RefSeq and is a predicted model, not a curated record. Gene Ontology annotation, molecular function: GTPase activity; GTP binding. Gene Ontology annotation, cellular component: late endosome; lysosome; phagocytic vesicle. Gene Ontology annotation, biological process: Rab protein signal transduction; retrograde transport, endosome to Golgi. The transcript has 5 exons. NCBI's taxonomy places the organism in Eukaryota, Metazoa, Chordata, Mammalia, Diprotodontia, Vombatidae.